AUGGGUGUGUCGAGUAUCGUACACGUGUUCCGUAAAAUAAAGAGGCGCGCAAAAUGUCACCCGUUAGCAUUAAACAUAUCUAACGUGCAGGCGUGCAUAGGAGGAAUUUUUGUAGCCAUAACAUUGGUCAUUUGUUUCCUGAAUUUCGAAUUGAUUCGCAAACAAUUCGAGGGAAGAUCUGCGGCUGAUAUCAAUUCAUGGAGACUUGCCCACUUGUCGAAAGCGUGUAAAAAAUGGAACAAUGGAGGACAUACUAACCUUCAGCCGGCAUUUUACUUACACAGCAAGAAUCACAGCUUGGUCUAUUGCUUAGUGUUUAAGGCGGGCACAAGCUCGUGGUUCUACAAUUUUAAUUCGUGGGCAGGAUACUCGGAGUACGAGAUAAUGCAUAUCGAUAACUUGUUUCUGGCACGUAGAAACUAUCCGAAGGAAGAUCGACUCACAUUGAUGCAAUCGAUGGAGCAUUCUUUCUCGUUUAUUGUCGUUAGGCAUCCUUUUGAACGCUUAAUGAGUGCGUUCGAGGAUAGAUUGGUGAGUAUGAAAAAUGCGCACUACUCGCGUGUUGCCCAAGCCAUCUACAAGCGUUAUCAUCCGAUGGGCAGGGGCACCGUUUCGUUCCGCGACUUUGUGCAGUACAUAAUCGACGAUGUGGAAUAUAAUAACAGUACGAUCCCGUUAGAUAUUCACUGGUGCCCAAUUAACAACUUGUGCACACCAUGUUUAGCUAGAUAUGAUUUUAUAAUCAAAUUGGAAACAUACAAACAGGACGUGGAAACCAUGAUAAAAAAGGCCAACUUGGAAGGCAUAGUGAAACUUGCACAUGUAAAUCGCGUAAGAAAAGAGCCAAUUCAAACCCUUGCCAUGAAAUAUUUUUCACAGAUAACGCAACAGCAAAUGGACAAGUUAUACAGUAUUUAUGAGCUAGAUUUUGAACUGUUUGGAUAUUCUGCAGAUACAUAUUUCCAAAUACCUAAAGCACUAAUGUAA
Anopheles marshallii is the source of this 987-nucleotide messenger RNA. Its product is annotated as carbohydrate sulfotransferase 11-like. The transcript is spliced from 2 exons. Bases 1 to 987 code for a protein of 328 amino acids. Gene Ontology annotation, molecular function: sulfotransferase activity. NCBI's taxonomy places the organism in Eukaryota, Metazoa, Arthropoda, Insecta, Diptera, Culicidae. Gene Ontology annotation, biological process: carbohydrate biosynthetic process. The record is from RefSeq and is a predicted model, not a curated record. Gene Ontology annotation, cellular component: membrane.